CCAAAAAGCCAACAUUCAAUUCAACCGCCUUUUCUAUUUCCAUCUCUCUGUUUGUUUAUAUGUUCAUAUUCAACCAAAAUCAACCCAAUAAACAGAAAAAUACAGCAACCAUGGAGGACUCAAUUUAUUCUUUAAUCCUCAAAGGAUGUAAGUUGUCUCAAGAGCUUGAAUCUAACCUACCCACCAUUGCCAAUCAACCCAGCUUGCUUCUCAGAGCCUGUGAAGAUAUUAUAAGGACCUUUGCUGCUGCUAGAGAGCGCAUAAAUGGUCAGGUGGGCGCUCAAGCUGAAUUGUCUUCUCUUCCAGCGCCUUUGAUUUUUCCACCGAUGAUGUUGCCUGAGCAGCAGCUGCAGAAUAUCGAUCCGGGUUUGCACGAAUGGUUGAGGUCUAGUGUCACACAAGCCAUGGGGGACGUAAUCCAAGCGCAGCUUCUAGCUGAUCAUAAAAGCUCAUUCGCCAUCAGAAAACAGGCAGAAGGCUCAUCAUCAUCGACACGAUUGAGAGUCUCCGGAGGAGACGUUCAGGCAGUGGAAAAUGUAUUGGAUUCUGCCGUCAGGAGUACUUCUUCUCCUUCACUGAGACACCGACGGAGUGAGAAUGCAAGAACAGUGAUGGUGCCAGCUCCUCGUUUUGGAAAUGUGGAAAUUCCACCGGAAGAUGGCUACACUUGGAGAAAAUAUGGGCAGAAAGAGAUACUGAAUUCGAAGUAUCCGAGGAGUUACUACAGAUGCACACACCAGAAGUUGUACCAGUGCCCAGCCAAGAAGCAAGUUCAGAGAUUGGAUAAUGAUCCUUCGACCUUUGAAGUGACAUACAAUGGUGAACACACGUGCCAUAUGUCAUCUACAGCGCCAUCAAUCCCAGUUUCAGUAUCAGAAGUUGCGCAAGAAAUGAGCAGUCAACCAAUCACCAUGCAACCUUCACCAACAACUAGUCUUGGCACAUGGCUCUCCAUGGAGCUAGGCGCUGGAGGGAGUGGUGGAAUCAGCCUGGCUGGCGGCUACAGUGGCGGCGUCGGUGAUGCAGGGCCCUCCACCAUUCGAUGUGACAGUAAGGAUGGAGAUCAGUAUCUUCAAGUGGCCAACAUGGCUGACGCCAUGUUCAACUCCGGCAGUAGCAGCAGCAAUAGCAUGGAAUUUAUCUUCCCCUCUAGUGGGGAUCAAGAUAAAUGGCAACCAGAAGACAAAAAAGAUUGAUACAAAUUUAUUUAACAGCUUUUUCAGCCAAUAUUUGUAUUUUUUUUAAAGAUCAGAAUUCAGAACCUUGAUAAUAAUAGUAAUGGCACAUGAAAAUUUUAUA
Molecule: messenger RNA, 1299 nt
Organism: Mangifera indica (mango)
Lineage: Eukaryota; Viridiplantae; Streptophyta; Magnoliopsida; Sapindales; Anacardiaceae
Product: WRKY transcription factor 55
Exons: 3
Coding region: 60-1196 (378 amino acids)
Biological process (GO): regulation of DNA-templated transcription
Cellular component (GO): nucleus
Molecular function (GO): transcription cis-regulatory region binding; DNA-binding transcription factor activity
Source: RefSeq, a predicted model, not a curated record